GCAACCGCAUCUUUUAUUCUGCAUCUUCUUCGUCUCUUCUUCUUUCUCCUCCUCCGACCCUCGAUAUCACCACUCAUCACUCACAAAAACACACUUACGAACAACAUGACUGAGCGAUUCUCCGUCCCCAUCCUGCCCAUCGGCCCGCACCCCGGCGGCGCCAUCGUCUGCACCGAGCCCAAGCCCCAAGUCUACGUCUUGACAUGGACAUCGCCGCCCGACAACCGCAUCACGCCGGCCUUCUGCAAGGCUCUCCUUGCGGCUCUUGACGUCCUCGAGUUUGGCGGCUACGCUCCUGGCGUCGUCAUCACCACCUCGGGCAUUGCCAAGUUCUACUCCAACGGCCUCGAUCUCGAAAUGGCCAUCAACACCGAGGGCUUCUGGGCCCUCUUCUACAGCGUCUGGAAGCGCUUCCUUACAUUCCCCAUGCCCACCGUCGCCCUCCUCAACGGCCACACCUACGCCGGCGGCCUCAUGCUCUCCAUGGCCCACGACUACCGCCUCGCUCCCUCGCCCAAGGGCUUCAUCUGCCUCAACGAGGUGCUCUUUGGCGCGCCUCUUAAGCCUGCAAUGGCUGCCAUCUUCCGCAACAAGCUGCCUCCUUCGACCUGCCGCAUACUCGCCCUCGAGGGCCGCCGCCUGACUGGCGCCGAUGCUGUCGCGCUGGGCAUUGCUGACGAGACCGCCACGAGCAUUGACGACGCUUUUGCUUUCAUCGACAAGUACCAGCUGCUCGAGAAGCCCAAGGCCGGCGUCUACGGCGUCAUCAAGGCUGAACUCUACAACAAGCUCAUCAAGGAGCUCGAUGCGGCUGGCUUGGAGGCUGAGGAGCAGCGCUUUGCGGAUACCCAGGACAAGGACCACGAGCGAAAGGAGUUUGGCAGAGUCUGGUACGAGCAGUGGCAAAAGGACAACAAGGCCAAGCUGUAAAAAUGCCACUAUCAAGAAAGAGGUGUUGUGUGUUGGCGGUAGGAUUCUGUACAAAAACAAAAAGCCCCCCUCUGCUGAGUUGGAGCAGCUUAUGAAACCCGUCAUGUGUAUUUUGUGUUAUGCCUUUUUUAUUCUAUACACUAACAAAAACUGAUACAAUUACUACGACUGCUACACCGCACCAAGCCCCCCUGCAUCUGACCUGAGUGAUUGAUAGCCAAGCUCCGACUGGAUUGUUACGUCUACCCGCCCAUCGCCAUAUCUCCGAUCUUGCGGCGCCAGCUCCAACGUUACUUACUUACUUCCUUACCAAGUCAACUUCGAGUCACGGUCUCGGGAUAUAUUGUCGGCAAAAGAGGCCAAGCACCAGCCUGCAUAACCCUCUGCGCAGCCACGUGCACUGUAAACCUGGGGUGCACCCCACGCGUGCCUCACAGCGCCUGCAUGCAAAGACGGCAUCUCGCAGGUGUGCAUCUCCCGCCCACGCCCAAAUGCAAAUGCCGAGUGUAGACAAAAAGCGUGUGUCUGGGCAAAUGCAAGCCACGAGGGUUUGAGUUAAGCUCUUGCCUGUUUGGGGAGGGUAUAUAACGGCCGUACUAUAGCCCGCCAACCCAACUUGGGCCAUUACAUGACUAAACGGGCGAGAAUCGUGGGGGAGGAGGUUACAAUACAGCUAGCUGCAAUAUAAUAUACUGAAAACCCCUUCCG
[Torrubiella] hemipterigena is the source of this 1638-nucleotide messenger RNA. NCBI's taxonomy places the organism in Eukaryota, Fungi, Ascomycota, Sordariomycetes, Hypocreales, Clavicipitaceae. The record is from the annotation of a GenBank genome assembly.